This is a messenger RNA of Saprolegnia diclina VS20, 1455 nucleotides long. Its product is annotated as chitinase. The transcript has a single exon. Gene Ontology annotation, biological process: carbohydrate metabolic process. Lineage: Eukaryota; Oomycota; Saprolegniomycetes; Saprolegniales; Saprolegniaceae. The coding region runs from base 18 to 1328 and encodes 436 amino acids. The record is from RefSeq and is a predicted model, not a curated record. Gene Ontology annotation, molecular function: chitin binding; hydrolase activity, hydrolyzing O-glycosyl compounds.
GCCGCGCACACGCUUCCAUGAACAUUGUGUCUGUCCUCGCGCUCGCUGCGUCGGUCGCCUCGGCCACCCAAGUGCACUCCGAGUCAUACCCGUGGGUCAACAGCGUUCAAAACAAGGUCGCGACGCAUCCGCUCGUCGGCUACUGGCAUAACUUUCCCAACCCGUCGGGCGCCACAUACCCGCUGAGCCAGAUCUCCAAGGACUGGGACGUCAUCAACAUUGCGUUCGCGUCGUCGCUCGGUCAGGGCAAGGUCGGCUUUGAGCUGGACCCGGCCGCCGGCUCGGAGGAGCAGUUCAUCAAGGACGUCGCCGCGCUCAAGGCUGCCGGCAAGACCAUCGUGCUCUCGCUCGGUGGCCAAGACGGCGCCGUCUCGCUGAGCGAUGCGACUGAGACGGCCAACUUUGUCUCGAGCGUCCAUGGUAUCCUGACCAAGUAUGGCUUUGACGGCAUCGAUCUGGACUUGGAGAACGGCGUCUCGCAAGGUCUCCCGAUCAUCAACAACUUGAUUUCCGGUGUCAAGCAGCUCAAGCAAAAGAUCGGCGACUCGUUCUACCUCUCGAUGGCGCCCGAGCAUCCGUACGUCCAAGGUGGCCACGGCGCGUACGGCGGUAUCUGGGGCGCCUACCUCCCGAUCAUUGACGGACUCCGCAACGAGCUCACGCAGAUCCACGUCCAGUACUACAACAACGGCGGCUUUGUCUACACGGACGGCCGCACGCUCAACGAAGGCACGGUCGACUGCCUCGUCGGCGGCUCGCUCAUGCUCAUCGAGGGGUUCCAGACCAACUAUGGCGCUGGCUGGAAGUUCAACGGUCUGCGUCCGGACCAGGUCUCGUUCGGUGUGCCGUCAGGACCCAAGUCGGCUGGGCGCGGCUUUGUGACGCCCGAGACCGUCAAGCGCACGCUCACGUGCCUCGUCCAAGGGGUCGGCUGCGAUACGAUCAAGCCCAAGACGACGUACCCGACGUACCGCGGUGUCAUGACGUGGAGCAUCAACUGGGAUAGCUACGACGGCUACGCUUUCUCCAAGCCGGUGCGCCAAGCGCUCGACGGCCUUGGCGGGGGUGGUCCGGCACCCACGCCGACGGCAUCGCCGGUGACACCUGCACCCACCGCGUCGCCGACACCGACGUCCGUGUUCCCGACCGUGACACCUGCUCCGGUGACACCGACCGUGACGCCGACCCCCGUGCCAUCGACGUCGGCGCCCAAGCCGUCGUGCGGUGCUUGUACCAACUGCUACUACGCGCCCACCGAUGCGUGCUUUGUGGGCUGGACCGCAGCGCAGUGCGCGACCAACAGUGCCUUCAAAUGGUGCGGCAACUAAGACCUGAGCUGUGCGGACAGCAUGUCCGGUCCUUGUCCUCGCACGUACUGCAGUCUCAUCAAAGUUAACAAAUGCGACUAUGUGUUUUCUUUUGUAAUUCGACUGUAGAAAAACUUUAUUUUGGCUU